AUGCGAGGUCUAAUAAAAUCAUUUAGCGGACGUUCAGCACCCACAAUCUCAACCGUCACUUUGCGGGCAAGCAUAUGCCACCCUGCGGGACCCCUUGCCGUUCCUAGCCGAUUGCAGUCAACGUCUCCGAUGGAGCAACUGAUCAUUAACGGCGCCGCAUGGGAAAGCAGCAAUUAUUAUCACAGACUUGGGUUUCAGGAGGCGGUACGGGACAGCAGCAGAAUUAAGGAGCAUUAUCACAUUCUAGCGAAGCACUUUCAUCCCGACAACCCCAAUGCACCACCCAACGCAACAGCGGCGUUUCAGAAUAUAAAGGAGGCAUAUGAUCAUCUCAUGGAAGAAGUCAAAGAUGAGGUUCCAAAAAGUCAUCCGCACACAGGACAUUCAUAUCGUUUUACCGACCACGAACGGCGGCAACAACAAAUGCGUUUCCUAGGUGAAGGCAUUGGCCUUUUUAUGGCCAUGACACUUGUUUUCAUUUUUAUUGUUUCGCGUCACAACAGUAACCGUGUCGAAGGACGCUACCUUGGCCAUUUCGCCAUAAUCUUUUUGACUAUACAAGUAUUCCCACGGCUUCUGGCGGCUGCGAUUCUUUAUGCCUGUCACUCGAACUAUUUGGUAAGUAUUGCUGAGCGCACGGAGCAGGCUGCGGUAAGUCUCAUUGUGGAACAGCGGGAAAGCCAUCUCGCCAUACGUGCGGAAGGCAUCGACAAAAGGGUGCGGGACCGUGUGGUUAUGCAGGUGACGUAUCCUCACAAUGACGAACCUCGAAGGCACACCGAGGAGGGCAGUAAAGAUAAUGAAAAUAACAAUAAGAAGGAAACAGAUACGAGGAAGGGUAAUUUGGGAACCUCACCGCGAGUGCUCACUACAGUAACAUUUGACUCAGGUGUAACGCAAGUUAUUGUCCCUGCAACGCGUGCCGGCCGUGAACCUGCGGAGUGCCGCGUGAAGGUUGUGGAUGAGGCGAGAGGUUUUGUUAUUGUCGACCGUACAUUUGAGAUCUGA
Trypanosoma brucei brucei TREU927 is the source of this 1008-nucleotide messenger RNA. RefSeq names its product heat shock protein, putative. Lineage: Eukaryota; Euglenozoa; Kinetoplastea; Trypanosomatida; Trypanosomatidae. The transcript has a single exon. The coding region runs from base 1 to 1008 and encodes 335 amino acids. The record is from RefSeq and is a predicted model, not a curated record.